UGAACGCAGUCGCCCAAGACUGAACUUUACGAAAGCCACCAUGAGUGCCAAAUACCCAUAUCAUCCUCCAUUUAAAAAAUUUAUAAUCUCAACACCAUAUUUAUCAAGAAAUACUACUUCAGCAUAUCAGCAAACACAGUGCCACAUUCUCCCCCGCAUUCCUGUCCCGAUGAGGGCCAAAAAGCAGAGACAGCCUUUACAAAGAGCGACUGUGAUCAAAACGGCCCAAGUUAAGCCAAAAGAUUCACUUGGGUCCUUGGAUAGAGGCGUCCUUAUCAAAAUACAGAAAUGCCUAAGUCGAGCUCGCCAUAAGAGUACCACCGAGUCAGAAGCCAAAGCCGCCCUUUUCGUUGCCCAGAAGCUGAUGGCCCCAUAUAAUGUCUCCCAAGCGGAUCUAGUGACCAACAGUGAUUAUGGAAGCAAAGCUCAAUAUGGAGGAGUGAGCAAGGUGGAAAUAAUCAACGUUAAGAACCGUACCAGACGUGUGAUUAAGAAGGCAUUUGUGCACAAGUCGGCAAAGGCUAUGUGUACGUUCUUUGAUUGCCAAUGUUUUUCGACGGACUACGAAACAUCCAUUGCUUGGUCAUUUUUUGGUAUAGCGGAAAACACGGUCACAGCGGCAAUAGCGUUCGAAAUGGCGCACAAUAAGAUCCUGGACUGGGCAUGCUCCUAUAAGGGCGGUUCGGCCACGUUCAGCUACCGCGUCGGAGUCGCUGAUGGGCUCGUCUCCAUGGCCAACUGUGAGAAGAAAAUCGAACUCGAGGCGGCAAGAAAGAAAGAGUUAGAUAUAAUAGCCGCCAAGGAACGGAAAGCGGGUAUGGAACGCGAGCGCAAACUUCAGAGGCUCCAUAAAGGACCUUCACUGGCGUUAGACAUUGGUGAAUCAGAUGGCCAGUCAGAGGACGAAAUGCCUGGCUUCUUGGACAUAGACAGCAUGUCCGACGAGUCUUACGGCUCUCCAGAGUCGAUAGACAAUCUCAAUCUUAAUACUAGAGGAGCACUGGCCGACUUUAAUGAGAAUGAUGAGAAUGUGGUCGAUCUCACGCGCAGCGUGGAAGUCAACGUUGACAAAAUUAUCAAGCGGGAGUCGCGCGAAACCCAUGAUUUUAACAGCAUCCCUUCCCUUUCGGUGAAGCAGAACCCUUCAGAUAACGAUUCCUCGUCUGUUAAAAGCGAGGAUAUGUCGAACUCGCCGUGGAUGUCCGAAACGCAGCUAGUACGUUUUCGCGCCACAUCGGUGCAGGUUGCAGACGAAUACCUCAAUAUCAAGCUGCGUAUGGGAAAGACACGCACAGUGGUCACCCGCAAUUACUCUGCUUAUCGAGAAGGGUGGAAAGAUAGUGAAAAGAUUGAUUUCCGUCCGCGCAGGUUGGAAUAAUCGUACAUAUUGAGCCCUCUGAUCUGUGCCUUACCCAGCCAGAGUUCCAGCUCGUUAAAUUCUCCUGUCCAGACUCUGGUGAGUUCCCUUUGCCAUCAUACUCGGAUGUGUCAGUAUGCGGCCGUUCCAUACAGAAUAAACAACAAUAGAAUAUGCAAUGGUUGGUAC
This is a messenger RNA of Paecilomyces variotii, 1546 nucleotides long. RefSeq lists its product as hypothetical. The transcript has a single exon. The record is from RefSeq and is a predicted model, not a curated record. Lineage: Eukaryota; Fungi; Ascomycota; Eurotiomycetes; Eurotiales; Thermoascaceae. The coding region runs from base 41 to 1378 and encodes 445 amino acids.